AUAUGUUUCUGGCAAAGAAAAGUGGGUACCCAUGUCAUCAUAUAAUGCAAAGAGGAGAUGCCUCCAACUAUUGGAGAAAUGUAAGAACAUGAAACACUUGAAGCAAGCCCAUGCAUUGGUUGUCACUAAUGGCCUUGCCAAUAGUAGCUUUGCUUUAAGCAGAGUCUUGGCCUUGAGCUCAGACCCACAUAAUGGAAGCCUUUCCCAUGCAUGGAAACUCUUCCAACACAUUCAACAACCUACAAUUUGCAUCUGGAACACCAUGUUGAAAGCUUUCUUGCUCAAUGGUGAAAUCAUGCAAACUAUACAUACAUUUACUGACAUGUUAGAAAAGAGCAAGCCACCUGAUAACUAUACCAUUCCUUAUGUGUUGAAGGCUUGUGCUAAGCUGGAAAGCUCUUGUCUUGGAGAAUUAGUCCAUGGGUAUAGUUUAAAAGUAGGUCUCAUGCUUGAUAUCAUUGUGGGUAACUCUUUGAUUGUAAUGUACUGUGCUUUUGAUGAUAUGAAAGCUGCAAGAUACAUAUUCGAUGAAAUUCCUAAGUUAAGUGCAGUUUCAUGGACAGUCAUGAUUUCUGGGUAUGCAAAGGUUGGUAAUGUUGAGACAGCAAGACUGUUUUUCGAUUUGGCGCCUGUGAGAGAUAAGGGAAUAUGGGGUGCCAUGAUAUCUGGGUAUGUACAGAAUUCUUGUUUCAAGGAAGGUCUGUACAUGUUUCGUUCGAUGCAGUUGACCGAUACAGAGCCUGAUGAAGCCAUUUUUGUGAGCGUUCUGUGUGCUUGUGCUCAUUUGGGAGCUCUACAUAUUGGGAUUUGGAUUCACAGGUAUUUGAAUCAUCUUGGAUUGCCUCUGACUGUUCGUAUGAGCACUAGUCUUGUAGACAUGUAUGCUAAAUGUGGGAAUUUGGAUUUAGCGAAAAGGAUAUUUGAUGGGAUGCCACAAAAGGAUACCAUUUGCUGGAAUGCUAUGAUUUCAGGACUGGCAAUGUAUGGAGACGGAGAGGGUGCAAUGGAGCUGUUUAUGGAGAUGGAAGUGGCUGGGGUUCUGCCAGAUGAUAUCACCUUCAUUUCCAUUUUUACUGCCUGUAGUUAUUCAGGCAUGGCAUAUGAAGGUGUGAGAAUGUUUGAUAGAAUGUACAGGGUAUACCAGAUUGAUCCCAAAAGUGAGCACUAUGGCUGUAUUGUUGAUCUUCUUAGCCGUGCCGGACUCUUUGAAGAAGCAAAAGAAAUAAUCAAAAGAAUAACCAGUUCAAGUAAAACUUCCACAGAUGCAGUAGCUUGGAGAGCAUUUCUCAGUGCAUGCUGCAAUCAUGGGCAAACCCAACUGGCUGAGAUUGCAGCUGAAAAGCUCUUUGAAUUGGAACGACAUAGUGGGGCCUAUGUUCUACUCUCAAACUUGUAUACAGCUGCUGGGAAACAUGACGAUGCCAGAAGAGUAAGAAAACUAAUGAAAAACAGAGGAGUUGAGAAAGAACCGGGUUGCAGUUUGAUUGAGAUUGAUAGAUCAGUUCACGAGUUCAUUGCGGGGCAGAAGACACACCCCCAGAUGGAAGAAAUUCACUCCAUUUUGGAGAAGAUAAACACUCACUUAUAUUAUUCAGGGAACAACCCAUGAUUGUUUUGGAUAGACACGAAGGCAGUUCUAUAGCACUGAGAAAUUUUCACAUAGGAAGAUUAUUCUUCAUUGUAAAAUAGGCAAGAGUUCCUUAGAGAAGCACUUGUUAACAUUAGGAACAUGCAAAGUUGGUGCCUUCCAUAGAACAGGGCAAAAUAAUGUUAAAAGUGGAACUUUUUUCCAGUCACGGCCAUUACAAUAAUUGUUACAAGGCCCAGUUCAUUC
Molecule: messenger RNA, 1834 nt
Organism: Ziziphus jujuba (common jujube)
Lineage: Eukaryota; Viridiplantae; Streptophyta; Magnoliopsida; Rosales; Rhamnaceae
Product: pentatricopeptide repeat-containing protein At2g20540
Exons: 1
Coding region: 32-1609 (525 amino acids)
Biological process (GO): RNA modification
Molecular function (GO): protein binding; RNA binding
Source: RefSeq, a predicted model, not a curated record